Molecule: messenger RNA, 504 nt
Organism: Coniophora puteana RWD-64-598 SS2
Lineage: Eukaryota; Fungi; Basidiomycota; Agaricomycetes; Boletales; Coniophoraceae
Exons: 4
Coding region: 1-504 (167 amino acids)
Source: RefSeq, a predicted model, not a curated record
AUGGGCCCCUCUACAUACCUUAUUCCUCAGUCUUUUCUGAAACCCGAAGUUCUAAUUGAUGAUGCCGACCUGAACGGUUUCUUGGACCGUAGCCAGUCCCAUGGCGCGUUUGCCGAUCUGGGCUACCCGCCUCAGUCCCCACCGACGCCGACGAGCGCUAGUCAUCUACCCCCUGCCACUUUUGCUACACCCAUUCAUCAGCUCUUACCGCCAAUCCCUACUGCAGCAUCAUCCGUAGCCGCCCCUGCGUACUCCGCUGUCCCGGCUCAAGGCAACGUGUUGAGUUCAGAGGGAACGGCCUCGAGCAACAUCAUGGACCUACCGCCUCAAACGACAUCUGAGUCCGAGGCAGGCCCCUCUCACAUCACCGCCGCUAACACAACAGGGGUGUCGUCGACAUCCUCGAUGACUGACGUGACCGCCACGCCAGUCUACUCGGAAGAUGUGGAACCACAUGACCAACCGGCGGACGACAAGGGGAUGACCUCGAGUAUCUCUAAAUGA